CUGAUGUUACGUGUGACCCUUUAUAACAAGUAAUAAAAACACGAAAAAUUACUAAAAGUGUCUGUUUAGUGAAACCUGUGCGUGCUCUGUGUUACCGUGAAAGAUACGAAACGAUAUUUCAUGUAGCAGUAUGUUUUAAAUACACUGUGACAAGAAAAAAUUGUGGGGUCGGCACAGGACCACUACAUCCCUGAUGUCCGUUGAUCGGAUGUGCGUACGAUGCGCGAGGAGGAGCUGGAGGUGGCCCUGAAGGUGGUGAUCGUCGGUGACGGCGGAGUCGGCAAGUCCAGUAUGAUACAGCGCUACUGCCGCGGCACCUUCACCAGGGACUACAAGAAGACCAUCGGGGUCGACUUUCUUGAGAGACAGAUCGAGAUAGACGGCGAGGAAGUCCGACUGAUGCUGUGGGACACGGCGGGCCAGGAGGAGUUCGACGCGAUCACCAAGGCGUACUACCGCGGCGCCCACGCCUGCGUGCUCGCCUUCUCCACAACCGACAGAGACUCUUUCUUAGCGCUGCACUCCUGGAAGUUGAAAGUGGAGAAUGAAUGCGGCGAAAUACCAACGAUAAUCGUUCAAAAUAAAAUCGAUUUAAUGGAUCAAUGUGUGGUUGGACCAGACGAGGCGGAGCUAGUGUCGCGCGCGCUCGGCUGCCGGCUGAUGCGUGCGUCGGUGAAGGAGGACGUGAACGUGGGCGCGGUGUUCCGGGCGCUGGCGGCGCGCUGCCUGGCCGACGCGCGGCGGGACGACGCCGACGCCGCCAGCCGCUGCGUCACGCCCGCCAUAGGUACAUUCGCCAACCACAAUAGCAACGGGACGAUAUUACUGCGACCGACGAAGCACCGGGCUGGUGCCAAGAAGAGAAACGUCCUCAAGAACGCGUGUAGAAUAUUGUAGUGCUUACUGAGGUAGUUCGAACGUUCCUUUUGUUUGACCGGUGCAGAUACAGGGUGUGGCGAUGGUAAAAUUUAAUUUCUUAAUUAUAGAGGAGAGAGUGGGAGAAAAUUAUCAAAAAAAACUUCAGAGGUGUCAAGGGACACCCGG
Molecule: messenger RNA, 1044 nt
Organism: Bombyx mandarina (wild silkworm)
Lineage: Eukaryota; Metazoa; Arthropoda; Insecta; Lepidoptera; Bombycidae
Product: RAS oncogene family member Rab23
Molecular function (GO): GTPase activity; GTP binding
Source: RefSeq, a predicted model, not a curated record